UAAACUGCCAUAGUGCCGAUACGGUGCCUACUUCGUCCUAAUUGACGGCUACUGUCGCAUAUGUUGGAUGUAGCUGCAGUCCAAUGUCAAUGCUGCUGCAUGUGUUCCGCAUCGGCGAAUUCCGCUGCAGCCACAUCUGAGAUACAGCGCCACAAGAGAUGCUGGAAUGAGUCGAAGUCACGACUCUAAUUUCAACGGAAAGGCCAGCUUUACGUGGACUGUAUGGAUUGCAGGCAAAUCUAGGUUGUAACUUUCGAGAACCUACGCAGUGUAUAGACUCCUUCAUGGUCAUCCGUUGCAUCUGACCAUUGCACUUCCACUUGUUCCUGCCUCUGCCAUUGUUGAACAUGCUCUAUCUUUCCGUAUCCUCGGUGUCAAACUGGCUCAUUUGAUUCUCAAUGCGUACUUAUCCCAGUGACGAUAUCUCUGUAAGAUGACAGCAUGUCUAAGUUUUUUCGUUCGGUGAGCUCAGAUUCAUCAUCGUCCGAUGGAGCUUCAGACAAGGACAGUCCCGGCGAGCCCGAUGCUCAUGCUGGAGCGGAGCCGUCAGACGAUGGCACUCGCGACGCCGCCGCAACGCUCGCUCGUCUCAGCCCGGCCACAGGCACAGUCGAUACUAGUCUACACAGCCAAGUGCUGCUCCACGCACUCCUUGAAGAACGCUGCAUGAACGAAGCUGUCCGUGAGCACCAGUCAACCGGUAACCGCAGACAGGACGAAGUACUUGUCAGGCAGACGGCAAGAGCGAAAUAUCAAGCUCUCUGCAGCUUGCUCUCUUCGCACAAUCUUGUUGCAUCUGGUCUGGAACACGACCAGUUCGCGCCGACUCGACAACAGUACCGCGCUGGUCUCGACCUGUUGUCUCGAGAUGGCACAUUCACAGUUGAACGGGAUGCAGCUCGCAUGCCAAAACUGUUGUCAGAUGCUCAACCAGUUCAAAGUGCGGAAGGUGCAGCUCAACCGCAGGUUCUUGCUUUCGGCGGAAUGCUGUCGUCUAUAACCCUCGAUGGCGUAGCCGCAACCCACCCGUUACUGGAAUCAAGCCGCUACGUUCGCGACUUUGACGAGCUUAGUAUACUCGGCAGGGGCGGAUACGGAGUCGUCUACCGGGUACGCAACCGGCUUGACAACCUCGAAUAUGCAGUUAAGAAGGUUCCAAUCAGCGCUGCUCGCAUCGCCCGAAUACGGUCCCAUGGUCAGCGCGAGCUAGACCAGCUGCUCUCGGAAGUCCGCACUCUUGCAAGGCUAGAUCAUCCGAACAUCGUCCGCUACUUUACAGGGUGGAUCGAAUGGUCAGACAAUUCUGCGCUGCCUCCCCAAGCGGUUCACGAAACCGGUCAACGGGACGAUAGCGAGGCUUCCCGAGAUCUACCGAGCCUAGGCCGCAUCAUAACAGAAACCGAAAGCGACAGUGAUGGCGUUCUUUUUGAAGACAGUCUGCCCCGGCCUGGUCGGCCAUCAUACUGUGAGCAGUCUAGCCAAGAACUGCGUGUGGAAAGACAUAUUGAUGGAUGGAGUGCUUCCUGUGCUCCUUCCGCAUCCCACGCGUAUACCGCGAGUGAUGCAGUGGCACAAAUUGGGCCAUGCUUAGCGCUCCACUUGCAGAUGGGCUUGUAUCCUCUCACGCUUGCCGACUUCUUGACCCCUCUCGCUAAUGGGCACAACACGCAUGACGUGCUUCCGGUUGAGCACUGCUUCCACCUUCAACCCUCUGUCGACGUACUGUUGGCGCUCAUGGACGGCGUGGAGUAUUUGCACAGCCAAGGCAUCGUUCACCGGGACAUCAAACCUGCCAACGUCUUCAUGGCUACCAAUAGCGAUCCCCGGAAGACUCGAGGUUCGGUGGAUCUCUUUCUGUGCCAUUCAUGUCGUGAGAACGGAGAAGCGACUCCAGUUCAGCUUAAGGUGCGAAUCGGAGACUUUGGCCUCGUCGCAGCGCUUGCACAACCAGAGCAUGAAACAGGCACGCAAGGAUCACCAGUCGGAACAGAGUUAUACAGGCCACUCACUGCCAUCUCAAACACAAGCGCGGAUCUGGACAUGUACGCGCUUGGCAUCAUUAGCUUUGAGUUACUCUGGAAGUUCGCCACACGCAUGGAACGGCUCGAAACGAUCCAGCGGCUGAAGCUAGGAAUUUUCCCAGCAAGCUUCGAUCAGACUGUAGGCGGCACGCCGGGCCAAGCCCGGGCAUGCAUAGCUGAAAUGCUGUCUCUUGGACAGGGCCAAGCGACAGCAUUGAGCCUGGACGCAGUGAAGAGACGAUGGCUGCAUAUCCAGGCCUCUGUAGUGCCUGACUGAUCGCUUAGUAGAUGGGCACUAUG
This is a messenger RNA of Baudoinia panamericana UAMH 10762, 2321 nucleotides long. RefSeq lists its product as uncharacterized. Gene Ontology annotation, biological process: protein phosphorylation. The record is from RefSeq and is a predicted model, not a curated record. The coding region runs from base 442 to 2298 and encodes 618 amino acids. The transcript has a single exon. Gene Ontology annotation, molecular function: ATP binding; protein kinase activity. NCBI's taxonomy places the organism in Eukaryota, Fungi, Ascomycota, Dothideomycetes, Mycosphaerellales, Teratosphaeriaceae.